Messenger RNA from Rhincodon typus (whale shark), 7630 nucleotides. Its product is annotated as serine/threonine-protein kinase MARK2-like. The record is from RefSeq and is a predicted model, not a curated record. Gene Ontology annotation, biological process: microtubule cytoskeleton organization; protein phosphorylation; intracellular signal transduction. NCBI's taxonomy places the organism in Eukaryota, Metazoa, Chordata, Chondrichthyes, Orectolobiformes, Rhincodontidae. The transcript is spliced from 15 exons. Gene Ontology annotation, molecular function: tau-protein kinase activity; protein serine/threonine kinase activity; ATP binding. The coding region runs from base 557 to 2557 and encodes 666 amino acids. Gene Ontology annotation, cellular component: cytoplasm.
GGAGGAGGGUAGUAGGGGGAAAGAAGGCGGUGAAAGUAAAAUACAAACACCCGGGGCGUUUAUUCGUGUUUUAUGCCCCCACCGCCCCGAAGCCCCUGACCCCACAACUUUGUGGAGAGCCCCCACCCUGGCCCCUGGAGGCCCUGAAGCCUCGGGGCUUGAGUGAAGAAUAAGCCUGGCUGCGCCUCAUCUCCGCCGGUCACCACCGCAAAUGUGAGGACACCACCCCCCCCCCUCCCCAUCCCAUCCUAUCCUAUCCCAUCCCAUCAGGACAACUUUUAUUUUAACUUUAUUUGUUAAUUUUAAUGAUCUUUAUACGAUUUCUUUUCUGCUGGAGUCUCUUCCCCGUCAGCACCUACCUCGCCCACCCCCCCCCGCCAUUCUGAAUCUGAUCAGUUUAAACUAGUUUGUUUUAGGGGCAGUUGGAUGACACUGUUCGCUGCAAAUAUUCUCUAGAUUUCCUUCCCCCUUCCCCUUCCCCUUCCCUUUUAUUUUAAUUUAAAAGUUUUUGUUUCCUCUGUGUGUGUGUUGGGGGAUCCCCUUUCAAAGUCCAGAGAUGACCACCAGAACACCAUUGCCUCCAGUCAAUGAGUCUGAUCAGCUUGCUAAGCCGUGUUUGUGUGCUCCUGCAGGGGAAGUAUUUGAUUAUUUAGUUGCACAUGGAAGAAUGAAAGAAAAAGAAGCAAGAGCAAAAUUCAGACAGAUAGUAUCUGCUGUGCAGUACUGUCACCAGAAGUGCAUUGUUCAUAGGGACCUGAAGGCCGAGAACUUGCUGUUAGAUGGAGAUAUGCACAUAAAAAUAGCAGACUUUGGCUUCAGUAAUGAAUUCACACUGGGGAAUAAAUUAGACACGUUCUGUGGGAGCCCGCCUUAUGCUGCUCCCGAGCUUUUCCAGGGGAAGAAAUACGAUGGACCAGAGGUGGACGUUUGGAGUCUCGGAGUGAUCCUGUACACACUCGUGAGUGGUUCGCUGCCCUUUGAUGGACAGAACUUGAAGGAACUGCGAGAGAGAGUGCUGCGAGGCAAGUAUCGAAUCCCCUUUUACAUGUCCACAGACUGUGAAAACCUACUGAAGAAAUUCCUGGUACUAAAUCCAGCCAAACGAGGCAGCUUAGAGCAAAUAAUGAAAGAUCGUUGGAUGAAUGUUGGUUAUGAGGACGAUGAGCUGAAGCCGUACACAGAUCCUGAGCCAGACUACAAGGAUCCCCGGAGAACAGACCUCAUGGUAAACAUGGGAUACACUCGGGACGAGAUCACUGACUCUUUGGUGAACCAGAAGUAUAAUGAAGUCAUGGCGACGUAUCUGCUGCUGGGCUGGAAGACCUCUGAGUUGGAUGCAGAUUCGCUGUCCACUAGUAACUUGUGUUUGAAGCCACGCACUGACCAUACAAACAGUAACGCACAGUCCCCCUCCAACAAGGUACAGCGAAGUGUCUCAUCCAGUCAGAGACCACGUCGGAUCAGUGAACAAGCUGGUCCCACUAACCCCAGCAGCAACUCCUAUUCUAAGAGGAACCAGGCAAAUAGCACUGACUCCAAACACCAGGAUGAGGAGAAGGACAGUUCACGGCGCUCCAACAGCAAUGUGAAGGUGCCAGCCAGUCCCCACACUGGCUCAGACAGGAAGAAGGCAACCACGCCAUCCUCUAUGAACAACGCACUGACCAGCAGCGUGAGCCGCGACAGGAACUCCCCGAUGGCAGAUCGAGCUGGUACAGGUCAACAAGGCAAUGUACAAAACAGCAAAGACAGUUCGUCAGUACCAAGCUCCAGAGUAUCCUCCAUGUCUGUCAGUUCGGCAAGAACCCGGCACACAAAAUCUAUGUCCACCUCUGUUCACCCAUCCAAAAACACAGCAACAAACAAUGACGCUCAGCGUCCAAGCACUGCUCCCCAACGGAUCCCUGUCACCUCACCCUCUGCUCACAACGUUACUGCUGCCCCUGAACCCAGCAACUUCCCAAGGGGUGUCGCUAGCCGGCGCACCAUUGAUGGGGGGCAGCUCCGACAGUUCCGCGAUCAACAGAACACUGCGUUCAAUGGCCCCCCUGCCUCACCCACCCUGUCUCAUGGCAACAGCCAAGCACGGAGAGGGGCAUCUGGUAGCAUCUUCAGCAAGUUCACCUCCAAAUUUGUCCGCAGAAAUCUGUCUAUAAGAUUUGCGAAAAGGAUGCCUAUUGAGGGAGACAGCAGAGAGGGAGCUGAGAGCUCAAGAUCCAAUCUCAGUGCAGAGAAAGACGAGAAUAAAGAUGCCAAACCUCGGUCGCUACGCUUCACGUGGAGCAUGAAGACAACAAGUUCGAUGGAGCCCAAUGAGAUGAUGAAAGAGAUUGGCAAGGUGCUGGAUGCCAAUAACUGUGAGCAUGAGGGACGGGAGCGGUACAUGCUGUUCUGUAUGCAUGGGGACCCCGCCAAGGACAACCUGGUACAAUGGGAGAUGGAGGUGUGCAAACUGCCCCGACUGUCCCUCAAUGGAGUCCGUUUCAAACGCAUAUCUGGCACCUCCAUAGCAUUUAAGAAUAUAGCGUCCAAAAUUGCCAAUGAACUGAAGCUGUAAGGAAGGCUAUGCGAACUUGUCCAAGGUCGUUGGAGGCACCAGCUUUAAUCGGGACAGAUGAGUGAGAACUCGAGCUGACACUUUCUGGGCUGGAAUCUUUCAGUUUUGAGAUUUAUUUUUUGCAUUAGUGUUUUAAGUUUAUUUUUUAGUUUUUUUUAUCUGACUGAUCAUGUAUUGCACACAUUCUUGACAUGUCACUGUGGGAUGGCAGAUUUGUUGAACUCCACCCCCCUUCUCUCUCCUUAGCCCAACCCCAUACACUUCUCCCUGUUUAUGGUGAGUUGAAGCAGAGGCCAUUAAUCUGGGAUCUCACAUCGUGUACUACACUAACUUACUGUAGUGAGUGGAUCUGUCUCAGAUAGUUGAGAUGAAGAGGAGCAGGUUUAUUACUUGUGGCCUGAAAGGAGUAAGUAAUUGUGAGAGAAACUUUUAAACUCAGCAGUUGCCUAAUUAUAGACUCAUAAUUGUAGCAUUUGUCGGUUUAAAAGUAAUAUCCUAUUCCUCCUCCUAUUACCCCUUCCUCUUUUCCACCUUCUCCUGAUUUCCAUGCUUCACCUUCAUUGUUCUCCCACUCCUGUACAAUCAUCAUUCAUAGGAGAAUUGGGCCUGAAUAAGGUUUAAUUCUCAGAAUUCCUGCUGUUAACUUGUUUCCAGGGAGAAUGAGCCAGGGCCCUUAUCCAAGAUGUGUGCCUUUAGUAAGCAACUUAUUCUAGCUGUAACCUGGUGCCAGUGGGCUCUCUGCCCAGUUUCCUGAUGUCGAUUGAGGGGUGAUUGGAGUUGGGCGAUGGGGGCUCACUUCCUGGAAUCCUUUAUGUUCUUAAUGUACCUCUUACAUUUCCCUCCCUCUCUUACCACCACUUACUCUUAACCCACCCUCCAAGCUCUCAUCCUUUCUUUUCCCCACCCCACUUCUUGAGUCCUGGUACACUACAAAACCAACACUAUCUGCUAACGUGCCCAGGGGCUGUUUAAAAUCAGGCUCCUUCCUUGUGAAUCAGGAGGUCGGAAAACUGCAUCUCUGCACAAAAUAAUCAUGGCUCUUUCAAAGUUGUUGUUUCCAGUUCAUUCUGGAAUUCCUGUUUAGGCUUAUUUAGUGAAUAACCCCUUUUAAUAGUUUGUGCAACCCAGCCAAGGCCUCUUCCCUAACCCAAAGCAACUUAGAUAAGGUUGGAGAAGGGAAGGUGUUUUGGAAGGUUUUUGCUGUUUAAGUUUCUGAAAGGAUUUUUUAAAUUGUAAAUUAAUUAAUGCAACCUUCUUCCUGUCUUUUGUUUUCUGUCUUUUUUAAAAAUCAAUUAAACAGUAGAUGAAUCACAGAAAUUAUUGACAGAUGUUCUUUAUCCAGCUGAAUGUUGAGCUCCCAGGUUUUUUUACUGUGGGCCAUUCCUUUUGUCUUGCCCACCAGAAUAAUUUAACCCUGGAUUAAACUUCCAAGGCAGGAAUUUCUUCCAGGGUUCCAAUCACAUUUUUGUUCAACCUGUGAUGGUUAAGUAGCCUCUGGUCUGUUAGAUGCAGUGUUGACCCAUAUUAACUGUGAUUAUUUCAUUUUGCGUUACUAUUACCAGGGCAUUACAAAGAGAUGUGACAAAGCAGCGUAUUUAUAAACUUUACCUAUAGUCUCCUCAAAUUGCCUGUUUUCACCCAUCCAAAGUGAAAAGAUUAUACUUCUCCCUGGUUCCUUUGCUCCUCCUGCCCAGUUGCUGUUCCUGGAUCUCCCUGAUGCUCAGAUGGUGUCAGUGGUAAGUUGGACACGGUUCAGUAGCUGCACUGUUUGUUGGUCACCACCAAGGAUGCUCCUUCGCUGUAGGAACCAUGAGCUCACAUCCGGAUCACUCCAGUUGAAAGCCUGGUGUCCGUGAUCCUUAUCCCAAGUAACACCAGGAGCUGCCAUCCAGUUUCUAGAUUGUAAAUAUUCCCAUCUAGAUCUUUGUGGAUGGGGUUUGGAGUACAAUGGGCAUUAGCCUACUUGGACCUGCUGCUGUCUGAGAUUCUGAUGCCAGUUUGUGAGCUAGGAUGCAGUAAUCAGUGUUGGUGCCCAAGAAGGGGAGAGUGACAGGAGAGGUAGGGUACUGAAUGGUGCAUAGAGAAGGGACCUGGCAUAUAUACUGGUUAGGGGAAGAAUGGAGAAGCAGUUAUCAAGCUGGAGGAAUUCUCCCCAUCCAAGGGUUGGGGAUGAAGGACACGUUGCUGGUAUGUGAAAUGUGUUUUAAGGACAGCCAUGUUUGGGUAGGAGUAGAGUUGGGUCUCUCCUCCAGCUGUCUACCCUUUUUUUGAGUGUGUGUGUAUACUGCUGAUUAGAGUUGAGUAAAGAUGAGUGGAUUGAGGGAGUCAGGAUGAGACUGAACAGGUGAAGAGACAGUACUAGAUGCACCCAGUAUUUGGUUUAGUUUCCAACAACCCUUGGCCCCAUCUCCAGUCCCUGUCUAAGUGAAUGCUAGUGAUAGAAACUAACUAAUGAGCAUGUUUGGGGCCAGUCAUCAUGUUACAGCAAUGACUGGGUCUGACAUUGAACUCUAGGGUUUCUGAGGUUCCAGGGAAGAUGCUUUUCCUAUCUCCAAUGCUUAAACUCAAUGAGGACACAGAGGGGAUAUCUGAACAAUCACUCUACUAUUCCAACUAAUACAAACAUCUCAACAAAGGCUUGAACCACCAUUUUGAUUUUCAGGUGAAUCUUUAUUUAGGUGUUUUCAGUUUUAGGAGGUUAUAUAUGUGCAUUUAUACCUUAACAAGCAGAUUUCAAGUUUGAUACUGGACACUCCUGAAUGUCAGUGGACAUAGAGAAACUUGCUAUGCCUGACUUGGAUUCCAGUUGAGUUAAGACUCUGUGGCCCUGCACAGUGUGCAUUGAUUAGGCAUAUUCAUAAGCCCAAAUCUCUACCAUCUGGGGCCUGACUUCAAACACAGAUAAAUUGGUAGGGAUUGGGUGAUUCAAGUUCGCCUGUUCAUCUCCAGGACUUUGUCCCCGAGUCCAGUGCAGACAGAAGGGAUGAAAGCCCAGAGACAUAAGCCCCAUUCAGUAAUCGGUUGGUCCUCAGCUGCUGUGUAACCACAUUUGGUUGCCAUGUGGUACUUAGUCAAGUAACACGAGACGUGUUUAAUAUAUCUGCAAAGCCACCUGAUUUGUAAACACUUGUCCUCCUGACUAAGGCUUUGAUCCAGCUGGGAACUAGCAAAACAAGGUUGGAUACCUUCAGUUCAUAUCUCUUCACAAGCUUAGACAUCUUCUCCCAAUUCGUGCAACACCUCUUCAUUCAGUUUCAGAGAAAUUGAUUUCUUGUUUUAAUUCAACUCGGGUCUUGGCAUACACUGUAACAUAGAGAAAGCUAAUCUUUUAGUUUUUCAGUUGUCGCGUUGUAUUUGCUGUUGUAAAAAAGGACUUGCUUUUCUUGUACUGUCAGGUAAAAAUGAGGCUCCUGCUCUCUAUUCAGAUCUCCAUUGUCUUGCCUCAAAUGACCAUCUUAUAGAGCUUUUUUGAGGUAGAAAUUGGUAACUUGACUGAUGGGAGACUGCAAUGGGACUUGAUAAUUUCCUAAUGGUCCUAUGAGCAAGCUGAGUACCAGUUUACUGAUUAUCUGCUGGUCACCUGCUUAGUUAAAAGAUGUGUAUAAUAGAUCACCUGUACUGGAAACAUGUACAGAUGACAUGCCAUUUUCCCACUGCUGUAAAUGACUCAAAACAAUCGAAUCCUUUUGCUUCUAAUUUAUGUCUCCUAUAGAAAGAUGUCUGGCUUUGUGUAUCAGAAUGUAUUAUUAACCUGUAGCAAUUUCUCACCUGAUAUUUAAUUUGCUCUCAUGCACCCCUCCGCCCAUCCCAACCACCAUCUUUUCUUCAGUGCAAGAUUCUUAAUCACGUUUACUUUAAAUCAAAAUAUAAAUUUGGCUGCAGGGAUUUGUUUUUAAAUCCCUGGCUUUUGCCCGAGAUGUCCCAACAUCCCUGUUCACUUUGUCCCCAGGACCAGAAUUCUAGCUCUGUGAUCCCUUUGACAAUUGCCAUUCUGUAAUAUACUCACCUCUUUCCUUUUUAUUGCUGCAUUGCUAAUUAUGGAGAUUGGCUGUUGAAGAAAAGUGCCCCUGUUGAUGGAAAGUUUUGGAAAUCAUCUCUAUGGAGAUGAAAAUCUGUGGUCCAUUCAGACUUGAUACUUGUACAAAAUAAUUUAAGUAAAAAUGGGGUAGUAACCUCAAUUUCCAAACCCACUUUCCUGGAUUUUGAUGUAUACUUUGCUGCUGUUACUAAACAGACCCCUUCUCUAGAAUGAUAUUACUAUAAUAUAGUGUUAAACCUUGGCUCUUCCGUUGUCAAGGCAGUGGCUUUUGUGGAAACCACAAAAACCUUUUGUGGCUGUUGAGGGUGGCUUUCAUCUGGGGACAACCACAACUUGCCAAUGGUGAGGGGCUGGAGUAAGGAACCUGAGGCAGUAUCGGUCAAAUCACCACCCAGCAUUCCCUCUGCCCUCCCCCACCACCACAACUGUUCCCUUGCCCAAAUAGUCAGAAUUGGCUCUUAAAAGCAGUUAUUAAAACUAUUUGCCUAUAUUAGUAGCACAUUAAUUCUCGCCCUAAACAAACUCUACAGUUUCCAUUUGAACAUUUCGUGUGACUUUUUAAAAUAAGAGAUUCAGGAUGCUGUAUGCCCUGGUCAAACAAUGGGGAAUCCUAUUUACACUCCAAUUUGGCUGAAGAGGGGUCUGCUGGAUUGAAUUUCAACAUCUGUAAUGCUGGGCACUUUGGGAACUGCUAUGGAAUUGAAUUGUCAAGGGUUUAAGAACCACUUAAAACCUAAUAGAUCUGAUGUGUGUAUGGAGGGAAGGGGUGGGGUGGGUGGUAUAGAGAGGAAUUUUAUUUAAUUUUUUUAAAUCAUGAGUUUUGGGACACUUUUUUUUUGCAUGACCCAAACUGGGAAGUUGGUUUGUGUAGCUGUUUUUGUGUUAAUUUCUUUGAAUGAUUGAUGCCCUUUCAUUUGAGAAUUGUUUAAUUGGAACCUGGCACCAGAGGGAGGAAAAUAAUGUAUUAAAUAUGGACUGGGAAAAGUUCACAUUUAUGAUUAUAAUAAAGUUUCUCCUUCUAUAGUUUAACAUAA